Molecule: messenger RNA, 7019 nt
Organism: Pelobates fuscus (common spadefoot toad)
Lineage: Eukaryota; Metazoa; Chordata; Amphibia; Anura; Pelobatidae
Gene: SHISA6
Product: shisa family member 6
Exons: 10
Coding region: 398-2155 (585 amino acids)
Biological process (GO): regulation of short-term neuronal synaptic plasticity; regulation of AMPA receptor activity
Cellular component (GO): postsynaptic density; postsynaptic membrane; dendritic spine membrane
Source: RefSeq, a predicted model, not a curated record
AGCAGGGCUAACAUCUGCAGUAACAGGCAGCAAUGUGCAACUUGCUGAGGAUUUGGUUUGUAAGCCUACAAUAGGUCUGGAUAUGAUUCGGGGUCUCUACACGUCUUUAAGGAAUAUUCGCUGGAAUGUAUCACCAUAAUGAAAAUUUAGGUUUUACCACAUGCAGGAAAAUAUUUGAGACGGUGUCUGGCACACUACGAUACCACCUCCGUCUGACUUACAGGCACACUGGAUGAAGGGAAGCAAGCUGGAUUUAUGGAUAACACGUUUUUGGGGUUUUUGGAUGUAAGACUGUAAUUACAACAGGCAUCCUCCAAACUGCAAUACACUAAUUAAUCAAUAAGUAACAAACUUUGGUAUUUUAUAGGUUUGUGGAAAAUCUUGGAUACUGUUGACCAUGAGGUGGCCACUCGUUCUACUUUUUGUGAUCUUCCUAGAUCCGCUAGGUCUUCGGGACGACUGUGAAGCCGCAGCCAAGGCUAAAGGAAAAAAUCAAGGUCAAUCUAAAAAGCCUGGAAAUCCCAAAGGGAAGGAACUUAACAAUACAGCUGUGCCUCCCGUGGUGACCACCAAAAAGGUCAAACCUCCCAUUGUGCUAGCAUACGACAAAUGUAUGGGCUACUAUGAUGUCAGUGGGCAAUGGGACAAAGAGUUUGACUGCAACCACACUGUCCACUCGUACUGUUGCGGGACAUGUUCUUUCCGAUAUUGCUGUGACACGAAAAGCAAAAGACUUGACCAGGUAUCCUGCAAGAAGCCUAUAUGGCCUGAGACGGCCAGCACUAGUGUCAUUGAUGUGGUGGAAGUAGACGCCUAUGACCCACUCAAUGACAAAACCAACACAACUGUCUACAUCACCUGUGGUGUAAUUGCCUUCAUAUUUAUUGCGGGGGUCUUUGGAAAAGUGGCUUAUGACAAAGCAAGACGUCCUCCUCGGGAAAUGAACAUACACAGGGCACUCGCCGACAUUCUGAUACAGCAAGGGCCGAUUCCUAUUCCACAUUGUGAAAGAGAGGUGAUUUCAGCUAUUGACAACUCUCCGAAGGAAAAUACUCCCGUCAGAACCUCAAAAAAUCACUACACCCCAGUGCGAACAACAAAGACCAAUCAUGGAACAGCCUCUCGCCGUUUCUCGGACGUGCCCACGAACAUGGAGCCACCGGGCCACCUGAACACAAUAGGUCAUUAUACAAAAGACAUCUAUAGAAGUGGAGGACCUGAUCUUCACAAUUUUAUCUCUUCCGGCUUCGUCACCUUGGGCCGAGGACACCUCAAGGCGGGAGUCAAGGACUUUGCUCACUGGAGUCCAGAUGUGAUCAAGAACUGCAGACGAGAGAAGAGGAAGAUGCAAGAAGGGACGGGUGAGCAUCCGCAGAACUAUAACCACCUCGUGCUCAACAAUACGUCCCAGACACCAACAAACGAAAAACCACGCAUGAACAAUAUUCUCACUUCAGCAACUGAGCCGUAUGACCUGUCCUUCUCCAGAUCAUUUCAGAAUCUCUCCCAUCUCCCACCAUCCUACGAGUCAGCCAUGAAGACCAAUCCAAGUAAAUAUUCUUCUCUGAAGAAAUUGACUGAUAAAGAAGCUGAUGAAUAUUACAUGAGAAGACGUCAUCUUCCUGAUUUGGCAGCAAGAGGAACACUACCUCUCAACGUCAUUAAGAUGACUCAGGAUCAGUCAAACUACAGAGAGAGACCAAGAAGACCUGUUCGGGCCAUGUCUCAGGACAGAGUGUUAUCUCCUGAGAAAAACAUGCCUGAUGAGAGUUAUGGAUUGCCCUAUGACCGAAUCCUCUCAGAUGAACAGCUGCUGUCAGCUGAACGUCUCCAUUCCCAAGAUCCUCUUCUGUCCCCAGACAAGGCCAUGACCCUUAAAAGAUCAGAUUUCCAAGAGAAGUCCUCCAUGUCGAGAGCAAUCUCCCAAACAGAUGUCUUUGUUUCCACACCAGUCUUGGAUCGUUACAGGAUGACAAAGAUGCACUCUCAUCCCAGUGCCUCAAAUAACUUGUACAAUACUUUGGGUGUCAACCAAACUGCUGCCAAACGCCAAGCCUUUGCAUCCCGGCGGCACAAUACUGUGGAACAACUGCAUUAUAUUCCUGGACACCAUCAACAGUACCGUACAGCAAGUAAAACAGAAGUGACUGUUUGAUAGGACAGUGUGAAUUGUAGAUACUCAUAAUAGACUAAAGCAGUCCCAGGACACCACACUACAGUGGCCUUUGAGGGCCAAGAAGACCUCUUACAUGUUUCAUUGGUCAAUGCAUAUACAUGGCUCAUUCUAGUCUGCUUUUAACUGAAUUGGCAUAGAAGACAGGAUCUCACAGGAACCAAUGACCAUUCUGUAUUGUCCACCUUCAGACAUGGAGAGUCCGCUUGUUUCCAAGGAAUCGUUCAAGGGCUUACCUGUGCUUUACUAGUCUUUCCAAACUCAAAAAAAGGAAACAAACUAUUCCAUUUAUUACAAGCCGAAGAACAUGCCCUGAAGAACUGAUCUUUAAUGUUCAUCUAUGACACCAUUUUGCUGGAGGUGUAUAUGUAUGUUUGCUGCCUACCGGACAGAGCCCUUUGCUGAACCAGUACCAUGACCAUGCUUCUAUCAUAUUUGUAGCAUGUAGUCAACAGGGUUUGGUUUAUUUGCCCCCCCGCACCUCAAGUCCACAUCUUUCAUUGAUCCAUGUGAAAUCUUAGCCAAUUGUUUUAGAUGGGUAGGUUCUAAGUGAUAGAGGUGAUUUUUAUUUUAUUUAUUUUUUUUAAUCUGGGAGAAGGGUCAUCUUGCAAAGAAAAAAAAAAUAGUGCCUAUAAUUCUUCAUCUCUAUUACUUUCAGAGCCAGGAGUGCAUCUGGCCUCAGCCUGAUGCUACCCCUGACACUAAAAGGUUUAAUGUAGAAAUUAGUGAGUGUGUGUCUCAAUAAGCACAAGGCUACUAAUAUAGCUCAUUGUACAUUUGUCCUAUUUUUACAAUACCAACAACUUGUAAAUAAAUAUGUUAGAUAGGGGUGUAAAGAAAUAUAUAACUAAACAACAAAAAUAGGUUUUGCCGUUCAGCUUAUUGCCAAUAAACUGUGAGAGGCACAAUCUUCCUCCCUUUUCAUGAAUACAUUACAAAGUCAGUCAGCUAUAUCACAUGCAUAUUCUAUUGGAGCAAUAGAUCACCUUUGUAGGCUGCCUGUAUCAUAACCAGAAUGUUUUACUUAGCCACUAAUGCAUUUUACUGUUUAUGGGAAAUGUAUAUAUUGACUGCUGGUGAAGAAGCAGGUGCAAAUAUUUCUCAUGUCCAUGCUUUUUUUACUUGCAGCCUGUCCCAGUUUACUAACAAUUGAGCUGUGCAUUACUUGGACAAAAUGUUUUAAAAACCCCUGACAAUCAGAUUCUGGGGGUCAUGCACGAUUUGCCCAAUAAGACAAGGCAGUGACUUUUGGCAGCAUAGUGAAUGUACCAUCCCAGCUCUCUCAAUGAGUAGUGGUAAUGGUGGUUGUACAGUCAGCACGGGUGCUAGAUUUGUCUAGACGUAGUGUUCUUCCCAUCCAACUUCACUCACUGUGACGGAAAACAAGCAAGAUUGAACAUUAAAUAAAUCAGAUCUUUUCAUUGUCCUCUUUCAAAUGGACAGUCAUCCAUAUAUGCCCUAUAAAGAACAUCUAGUAGACUGGCCUUGGGGUAACUGGAUCUGAUAGAGCCCAUAUUGCACCCAAUACCGGCUCAUAUUCAUUCUAAAAGCAACCCAUCUCCAUGGAAGAAGGUGAUCUCACUGGAGAAUAUGGUAGUUUCGGUGGCAUGUUUUCAGUAAGUGUCCUUUUUCUGCAGUAUUUGAAAGUUUUGGUAACGUCCUAAGUUUUGCUGGGUCAAACAGAGUGAGUUUUGUCUCUGAGCUGUGCAGUGACAACCUAACCAGACUAUACUACAUGAAAUGUUACAUGGGACAGAGUUGUCUAAGUCAGAUCCUAGGAUUUUGUCCAAGAAGGUAGAGUCUAUAAAUUAGAUGGUACUUUAGUAAACUGAAUUUGGAGAAAGCUUCUUAUUAUUCUGCCUUAAUGGGGGCUAAUCCUAGGAGCAUGCCAAUAGACUACAUUUGAAUUGCCAAAAUAUCAUAUUCUCCUCCGCAUUGCACACACACAAGUAUUACAUAGUAUGCUGACUUUCAAACCUAAAUUGUACAUUUGGGGACCACUAUAUUGGGACGUUGUGUAAUCAUGUAUUAAACAGUAGAAAGAAACACUUUUUAAUUGUACCUCUCCCAUCUAAUUCUUGUUCUUAUACAAGCCAGGAGAUCCGUAACUGUGAACCCAGUGUUUAUAUUAUAAAUCUUAAUAAAAAAAAAUCUACAGACUUUUAAACAUUCAAUCAAUUUUUGAAACCUCUGCAUAUGUUGACCAAGUGUUAUCAACUGAAGUUGGUUUGGGUGACAAUCCGUUUUAUAAUAAUAAUAAAGGAAAAAAAUUACAGUAAAGUUAUUAGAUCUUAGUGUAGAAAAAGCUGUCUUGCAUGGGUAGUGAUACAGUCCAACAACCGAAUGGUUUAGUAUAGUAAAAUUAUUGGAUGAGUGUUGUGAAGCCUUAAAGACUAUGUCUACAAACUGCCAUUCUUCGUUUUGGAAGUCUCGACCUCAUCUUCAAUAACAGGAUGAAUGGUGGAUCUUCGUUCUGCUAGCCAUGGGCAACUGGGCUGGUAAAUGUUUCAUCCCUGCUUACAUUGGAAAAUUAUAAGGGCAAAUGGUGGCGAAAUAUUAACAUAGAACAUCAGUAUAGUCAACAACCUCGACGUGUGCGUAGGUAAUGAACCUAAGAGUUGUAAUGGAUAGUGAAAAGUUUUGUAUUAACCCAUUAAAAAUGGCAUACUUAUUUAAUUACAAUGAAUCAUCCAUUGAUGUUGCAUCCUGCAAGAGGGAUAUGUUUCACAAUCAUUUGGGGGUUUUUUUCUAGUCAAAGACACACAUUGGCAGUGGUGGGUAUGUGGGUACAUUCUGCCUGUGUAUUGUCCCCUCAAAGAACAUUUUCUUUAACGGAUUUGAAACGCGGUCUAUACCUAUCCCUGCUCCCCAGUCUAUCCAAAUCCUCUACCCAAAAGGUAGUAACCCUGAUGUCGUAGAACUACAAGUCCCAUGAUGCUUUGCAUGCCUUUAGAAUGUCAAAGCAUGCAAGCUGUAGUUUUAAAACAUCUGGGGAUCUACCUUCUGAGCACACCUGCUCUAGAAGCCGGGUUACAGUCUGUGAUGACGUGUGCAUCAACAAGACAAACCCAACCAUGUUGAAACUGUAUUACAAAUGUAAUUCUAAUGUAUGAUGAAUUGAAGAGUUAUUAAUUAUAUAAUCUCUAUUUACUGAAAUGUGUACCUACGUUAGGUUUAACAAGGAACUAAAGUGGAUAAGAACUUUUGUAUGCACUCUUAAGUAUCUUAUUUCCAGAGCUUGGAAGUAAGGCAUUGAAAUAUCAAAUAGUGGUGCUACUUGUACAGGACAGACCGAAGACUGGUGUUUUGAAUGUGUUUGUAAAACCCUUUUAUACCAUCUUUCUUGGCAUGUGAUACCAUGUAUCUACCAUCAUCUUUUGAAGAAUCCUUUCAUCAGUCUAUUUAUGGGGGAAAUGGACUUAAAGUUGAAACCAAAUGAAUCCUUCCUUUACAAUCCUUGUGUUAAUAUUAAGUCAGAAGACACUAUAAAAUUGGGCAAUCCCAAAGGGUCCAGGUAUAAAAGUCAUACCGACCGCAAAUGGUCAAAACCAUUAUCUAAUCAUGAUUGGUUGAUGAAACCUAUUCAUAAGGCAGAGAAGGAAUGGGCAAUGCAUAGAAAGCUGCACAUCAUAUUAUUGUGACAAAAAUAAGCCUUAAAAUUGUGAAUCUGCUAAUUGGGUUUGUUUUUAGAAAUGUCUCAGGGUUCCGAUAAAGUUUAUUUUCAUUCCAGAUCAUUGGUCAUCUAUAGAUACUUGUAACACAUGAACUUGUGUAUGGACCAAUGUAAUAGAGGUUUCAUAUUGUGUUUUAAACACAUGCAUGCCGGCAUCCUUUAGGAUAGCUCAUAAGAACCAUUAUGUAGCACCUGUCACUUGAUAUUUCUUGGAGUCAAGAAAGUCUUCCUUUGCCAUUAUGCUGGAGAGACUCAUCAACAGUUUUGGAACAGAUAUCGCUGGUACAACAAAAUGCAACAAAAAACAAACAAAUUAAAGAAAGGGGUCACCCCAAAAAAGUCUAAAAAAAAAUAAUCACCCAGUGAAAUGUAAAAUAAAGAUGGGGCACCUUUCCAGUCUUGUUUGUGAAUGCUGGCAAACCUUGCCUUCAAACGUAAGCAAUAGUGAAACUUGGGUGGACUUGUUUUAUUGUAUAUUUGGACGGUUUGCUUUGUUACAGGCUGGUGCUAACAUUAGCAUAUAUCCUGUUCUGUAUCCUUUUAGAUAUCCCCAGCCUUGUUCAUUAGGGCGGUUAGAUUACUGCUUCUCUGUGUCAGAAAUAUUAACUGCAGAGCUUCAUUCAACACAGCAAGACUCAUACUUCAUCAGUAUAUUUCAACGUGGUGGAAUGACUCUUAAACAAGGCAAUAUUCAAGAAAUCAUUAAAGGCCAUUAUCACGACUUUACCUGUGCCCCAAAAUGCUGGCACGGGCUCGUGCAAUAUUGUAACAGAUGACGGAUAUAUUGCUUCCACAACAUGCGUAAUCCCUGGCAUCUGUUUUCUAAAAACUAGCUUCAGUCUAUUACAUUAUUGGGGGUUUUCUGCAUAGAAUAAGGAAAAAAUAAAAGUAAUGAUCUGGACCAGUGAUGGACAUUUUACUCAUUGCACUAACUUACCUCGAUAAGUGCGCAUUCAUUCCCAGCCGUACUCACAGUAACUGAACGUGCCAAACUAAUAAUUGCUAUAAGGAAUUUCAUUAACAUGCAGUCCAUCUGUGAUUACAUACUUGCCGUUUCAACACUGUGACUUUACAUUUCCAGUUAUUUAAAGGAACCACAACAUAUAUAGAUGUGUGUAUAGAUCUAUAAUCUAUCUAAUAGCAUAUCGCAAUAUUCCGUAUUUAGAAUGUGCA